GAACUGGGUCUCCCCGAAGUCUGGGGGCUGUGAUGGGUAGGGGAAGAGGAGCCAAGAGAGGGGAACCAGGCCAGUUGGCCACCUAGGGCCAGAGGGUGAUUCAGGCUGCAGACCUGGGCGUGCCUUUGUGCUGUGCACUGUCCCCAGCUGGGCAAUGACCUACAACAGACAGAACCCUUCGGGUGGGGGAGGGGCAGUGAGUCAGCCUCGGGCUAAAUCCAGAGCUGAGCUCAGAGCUAGGUCUAGUGUCCCAGACAUUUCAUGGGGCAGCCGCUGUUUCCCUCAAUGCCUCGCCACUGGGGGAAGACCCUCGAGGUCCCAAGCUUGAGCCACUGGAAGGAGGACAGAUUUGGAGCCGCUGAAGGACACGGAGUGCGCUUGGAAUCUGGGCCAUCCCUGAGCCCGAGCUAACAGCACUGCGUGCAGUAAUGAGCGUGUCUGGGUGUGAACACUUGCUGUCCCUCUAACCUGUGUGUCUGGGAGCUAAUGCACUGUGUGAUGGUGCAAGGGGGUGGGCAGUGACGGGCAUUUGUAGGGGCAGCAGGUGCAGACCUAGACUCUCCCACUCCUCUUCCUUUCCUCUCCAUCAGCCCCUCCCUCCCUUUCUCUGCUCCCAUCCUAAUUGCUAAAGUCGUGGAGUCCACUCUGAUGAGUAAUCGCCAUUUUCCCUCUGUCCGUGGCACUGUGUACUAACAUUGAAGCUUGAGCCCAUUGUAAAAACUCUAUGGGCUAUUAGCUUUAAAACUGCCGUGGCCAUCAUGCUGGGCCAUCAUGCCCCAGGCACUGCUAACUAGAGCUCAAAAUUAGCCAUGGACCCUGGUUGCAAAUGGAGAGUCCCCCCAGGUGGAUGAUUAAAAUGAUUUUGGAUGAGUUUCUAAGGAUCUUUUCCAUUAGGAAUCAAGGACACCUUCCCAUGCCUCUGCCCCCUGUGCUGGGAAAGAGUCAUGCUGAGGAUGGGGUAGGGCUGGUGGCAGGCCUGUCUUUUUCCUACAGUCCUAAGUGACUGGGGAAAGAAGAGAAAUGAAAUCCACGAGGACUGCCUGAGCUUUUGGAGGAAGAGAUGCUGGUGAGGGGGAGGGGAGAAGGCUCUCCCAGACUUGAGGCCUGGUCCUCUGGGUCUGUUGUGAGCCAGGCUCUGGGCUGAAAGAACCAUCAGAGUGGCCAUAUUGUCUGUCCUUUUUCCGGGUAUAUUAUGGUCUCUGCCCUUUGCCCCUGACUCUACUCCUCCCCUCUGACUUGGGCCAACCAGCUCCUGGGCUGGGCACGAACCCCAGAGCCCAGGCAUCUUUCCUUCCUCCACGCCCCACCCCGAACCUUGGAGUUGCCUCCCUCAGCUGCAUGGUUGGCAGAGUUUUGUGGGUCUGAGGUUGGGAAGAUAUCUGGCCUCCUGAAUCCCCGCCUCUGCCCGACUUCCUGCCUCCAGCCAGAGCUCAGCGCUCUGGUUGGGAAGGCACGCAGGCUCUGUGCUGGGGGAAAUCAUACAUACCUAGAAGCAAGCCUGAGCCAGCCUGAUAGGGGCCACUUAUUACCCCACACUGAGCUCUGCUGUCCCAGCCGGCCCCCCACGCUGGGGUCAUUCCCUCCUCCUCAGUCCCUAGGUCAGGGAGGCUCUUGUUCAGACCACUUCCUGUCUGAGCUGGGAAUGGCUCUUGUAGUUUAGUCCGAGUUGAAUUAGCUGGAUCUUUCUCUCCACCCUGUAACCAAGGCCAUGAUGUCCCUCUCAUGGGUGGACCUCUUUAGGCAGCCGAGGUGGGUCACGUGGCUGGUCACCGAGGGCAAAGGGUACUUGGCUUUAACCACCCCCAGAGACUUCAUUCUUGAAGUUGUCACUGGACAAUUUUGACCCCAGGAUAGGAUAUCUGUUGCCCAAGUCCAUAGGCUCAGGACUCCUAAGCACUCAGGAGCUCUGCCUCUCAGAGAGAGCGACUGCUUGGAUGUUUUCCUUCUGUGCUUUUAGUGCUGGGUCUCCCCACCCUGACCUCUGACCUGCAAAGUGACUUCUUUGUCUGCUCCCUCAGGUUAAAGAGGAGGACAAAACUCUGCCGAAGCCUGGUCCUCCUGCCAAGGAGGAAGGGGCUCUAGAGGGCAGCUCAAAGGGCAGCAGUGGCCCAUCUAAGAGUCCUCAGCCUUCCACCAGCCCUGUACCCUCAGAGGCUCCCCAGAGAGCCAAGAGCCCUGCAUCCACACUCGCCAUGAACGGCCCGAGGACUGCCUCAGUGGAAGGCCCCAGCGAGGAGGCCCAGGGCCUGUCCCGGAAGAGGGUGGCGAAUGCAGUGAGGAAGGUGGUGAGCAAGGUGCUGCCUGGUGAGGAGCCUGGGAGCGCCAAGGAGCCUCCGGGCAGAGGGGUCAGACCUCCUGAGCACCCAGCUCGAGGCAGGAAGGGAGAAAAGGCAGCCCCUCCUCCUCCCCCUGCUCGGCCUAAGUCCGAAGCAGAGAAGGAGGCCGCCAAGGAUGAGCUCUCCGUGGGCCUGCGGAGCCUGAUGUCUCGGGGCAGGGGCAAGGACCACAGGCCGCGUGGCAGGCAGUCUCCCGGGAAGGGGGAGAAGCCCUCCAGCCAGGAGCCAGGCUCCUCUGGGAAACCAGUCUCCCCGGAGACAGUGGACGCCUCAGAGAAACUAGGCUCCCCAGCCCAGCCGGAAGAGCUGGCGGACCCAGGCUCCGCUGACCCGAACCUCAAGUCGAACCUCACUGGAUUGCGACAGAACAAGUCCCCAGCCCCUGACGUGCAGCAGGAGGCAGGAGCUGCCCCCGAGGUCCAGCUGACCCCCGCAGAGGAGGCCCACCAGCGGCCUGAGAGGAUCUUCACAGCUCCUCUGGACCCUGAGGCCGCCUCUCCUGCCCACAGCCAGGUGAAGACAGAAGAGCAGAUCGCAGCUGAGGAGGCCUGGUAUGAGACAGAGAAGGUGUGGCUGGUCCAUAAGGAUGGCUUCUCACUGGCCACUCAGCUCAAAUCCGAGGAGCUCAGCUUGCCCGAGGGGAAGGUACGCGUGAAGCUAGACCAUGAUGGAGCCAUCCUGGAUGUGGACGAGGAUGACGUGGAGAAGGCUAACGCUCCCUCCUGCGACCGUCUGGAGGAUCUGGCCUCGCUGGUGUACCUCAAUGAGUCCAGCGUCCUGCACACGCUGCGCCAGCGCUAUGGCGCCAGCCUGCUGCACACGUACGCCGGCCCCAGCCUGCUGGUCCUCAGCCCCCGGGGGGCCCCCGCUGUGUACUCGGAGAAGGUGAUGCACAUGUUCAAGGGGUGUCGGCGGGAGGACAUGGCCCCCCACAUCUAUGCCGUGGCCCAGACCGCAUACAGGGCGAUGCUGAUGAGCCGUCAGGACCAGUCCAUCAUCCUCCUGGGCAGUAGUGGCGGUGGCAAGACCACCAGCUGCCAGCAUCUGGUGCAAUAUUUGGCCACCAUCGCAGGCAGCAGCGGGAAUAAGGUGUUUUCUGUGGACAAGUGGCAGGCUCUGUACACCCUCCUGGAAGCCUUUGGGAACAGCCCCACCAUCAUGAAUGGCAACGCCACCCGCUUCUCCCAGAUCCUCUCCCUGGACUUUGACCAAGCCGGCCAGGUGGCCUCGGCCUCCAUUCAGACGAUGCUUCUGGAGAAGCUGCGUGUGGCGCGACGCCCAGCCGGUGAGGCCACAUUCAAUAUCUUCUACUACCUGCUGGCCUGUGGGGAUGGCACCCUCAGGACAGAGCUCCACUUGAACCACUUGGCAGAGAACAAUGUGUUUGGGAUUGUACCACUGGCCAAGCCUGAGGAGAAGCAGAAAGCGGCUCAGCAGUUCAGCAAGCUCCAGACGGCCAUGAAGGUGCUGGGCAUCUCCCCCGAUGAACAGAAAGCCUGCUGGCUCAUCCUGGCUGCCAUCUACCACCUGGGGGCUGCAGGCGCCACCAAAGCUGGGCGCAGGCAGUUUGCCCGCCACGAGUGGGCCCAGAAGGCUGCGUACCUGCUGGGCUGCAGCCUGGAAGAGCUCUCCUCGGCCAUCUUCAAGCACCAGCACCAGGGCGGCACCCUGCAGCGCUCCACCUCCUUCCGCCAGGGCCCCGAGGAGAGCAGCCUGGGGGACGGCACAGGCCCCAAACUGAGUGCACUGGAGUGCUUGGAGGGCAUGGCGUCCGGCCUCUACAGCGAGCUCUUCACGCUUCUCAUCUCCCUGGUGAACAGGGCUCUCAAGUCCAGCCAGCACUCACUCUGCUCUAUGAUGAUCGUGGACACUCCCGGCUUCCAGAACCCUGAGCAGGGUGGGUCGGCCCGCGGGGCCUCCUUUGAGGAGCUGUGCCACAACUACGCCCAGGACCGGCUGCAGAGGCUCUUCCAUGAGCGCACCUUUGUGCAGGAGUUGGAAAGAUACAAGGAGGAGAACAUCGAGCUGGCGUUUGACGACUUGGAGCCAGCCACGGAUGACUCUGUGGCCGCCGUGGACCAGGCCUCCCAUCAGUCCCUGGUCCGCUCGCUGGCCCGCACGGAUGAGGCGAAGGGCCUGCUAUGGUUGUUGGAAGAGGAGGUGCUGGUGCCAGGGGCCACUGAGGACGCCCUCCUGGAGCGCCUUUUCUCCUACUAUGGCCCCCAGGAAGGUGACCGAAAAGGCCAAAGCCCCCUCCUGCGCAGCAGCAAACCGCACCAUUUUCUCCUGGGCCACAGCCAUGGCACCAACUGGGUGGAGUACAACACGGCCGGCUGGCUGAGCUACACCAAGCAGAACCCGGCCACCCAGAACGCCCCCCGGCUCCUGCAGGACUCCCAGAAAAAAAUCAUCAGCAACCUGUUUCUGGGCCGGGCGGGCAGCGCCACGGUGCUCUCGGGCUCCAUCGCGGGCCUGGAGGGCGGCUCGCAGUUGGCACUGCGCCGGGCCACCAGCAUGCGGAAGACCUUCACCACAGGGAUGGCGGCUGUCAAGAAGAAGUCCCUGUGCAUCCAGGUUAAGCUGCAGGUGGACGCCCUCAUUGACACCAUCAAGAAGUCAAAGCUGCAUUUCGUGCAUUGCUUCCUGCCUGUGGCAGAGGGCUGGGCCGGGGAGCCCCGUUCCGCCCACUCCCGCAGAGUCAGCUGCAGCAGCGAGCUGGACCUGCCCCCGGGAGACCACUGCGAGGCCGGGCUCCUGCAGCUGGACGCGCCCCUGCUCCGCGCCCAGCUUCGAGGCUCCCGCCUGCUUGAUGCCAUGCGCAUGUACCGCCAAGGUUACCCUGACCACAUGGUGUUUUCUGAGUUCCGCCGCCGCUUCGACGUCCUGGCCCCGCACCUGACCAAGAAACACGGGCGCAACUACAUUGUGGUGGAUGAAAAGCGGGUAGGUCUGGGUCCCCACGGCCCCGCCAGACCCUCCUGCCUCUGCUCAGACCCCUCCAGGCAGCUGCCCUUCCUCCCCUAGAGAGAGCCAGGCUGGCCCUGGCUCAGGUGCCU
This is a messenger RNA of Physeter macrocephalus (sperm whale), 5392 nucleotides long. RefSeq names its product myosin XVIIIA (gene MYO18A). Bases 2193 to 5360 code for a protein of 1055 amino acids. Gene Ontology annotation, molecular function: ATP-dependent activity, acting on DNA; DNA binding; ATP binding. The record is from RefSeq and is a predicted model, not a curated record. The transcript is spliced from 21 exons. Lineage: Eukaryota; Metazoa; Chordata; Mammalia; Artiodactyla; Physeteridae. Gene Ontology annotation, cellular component: myosin II complex; myosin filament; cytoplasm. Gene Ontology annotation, biological process: actomyosin structure organization; DNA metabolic process.